Molecule: messenger RNA, 1763 nt
Organism: Cuscuta campestris
Lineage: Eukaryota; Viridiplantae; Streptophyta; Magnoliopsida; Solanales; Convolvulaceae
Source: the annotation of a GenBank genome assembly
AAAAUAUUAUGGCUAUUCUUAUCAAAGAAAGUGCAUUGGUGCUUGUUUUGAGUGCACUUCUCAUAUGCAUUGCUACUUUGUUUGUGGUUUAUUUUCGGAGGAUGAAAUGGAGUGCUCAAAUGAGCCACGUGAACAAGAGUAGUGUUCGUAUUCCCACAAACUGGCCGGUCAUCGGAAUGAUGCCGGCGUUAUUUCAAAACGUCGAUCGCGUCCACGACUACGUGACCGACCUCCUCGUACACAACGGGGGCACAUUUGAGUUUAGAGGGCCGUGGGUUGUCAACAUGCACAUGUUGGUCACCUGCGACCCUGCUAACAUCAACCACAUACUCUGCAAGAACUUCAAGAACUACCCGAAGGGGCCCCACUUCCAGAGAAUCUUCGACAUUCUAGGGGACGGAAUAAUCAACGUCGACUCCGAGCUGUGGGAGCUUCACCGAAAGACAACAAUGCCCCUGAUGAGCCAUCCCGAGUUUUCCCCUCUCCUGGUGAAAACGGUCUCCGAGAAGCUGGAGCGGGGACUUUUCCCCGUUCUGAUCUGGACAAGCACAUUGAGCUGGGAACUCCCUUCGGGCUGAAGGAGAUUUUCCGAAGGUUCGGUUUUGACAUCGGGUGCAUGCAGUUUCUAGACAAGGACCCGGGUAGCCUCGAACUCGACGAGAACGAAAGCCACCCGGUUUGCGAGGCGUUAAAGGCUGGUUUAAAUGCGAUUCUAUACAGACAUGUGCUCCCAGAGUGGUGUUGGAAGUUCCAAAAAUGGGUGCUUGGGGUUGAUAGAGAGAAGAGGCUGAGUGAAGCUUGGGAAUGUUUUGAUCAAUUCCUAAACCCCAUUAUUAUGCAAAAGAAACAACAACAAGAAGAAGAACAAUUUGGUGUGGAUAAUGAUGAAGAUGAAUCCAGCUUCAGCAUGUUGGGUUCUCACCUGAAUGCACACAAAGGAAAGAGUGACAAGUUCUUGAGAGACACUUUCUUGACCUUCAUGGUUGCAGGCUCAGAUACUACCAGUUCAACACUCACAUGGCUCUUUUGGCUCCUCACAAAGAACCCGAUCGUCCAAGAAAAGAUCCUCCAAGAGCUACUCCAACAAAUUAACCCUCCAAGAGACGACGAGGGCAAAAAGGUCAUUGUCGCCGCAAAAGAUUGCCAGAAACUGAUAUACCUCCUCGCCGCCGUCUACGAAUCCCUGAGACUAUUUCCGACCGUACCCUUGAACCACAAAGUAUCCGUGGCCCGGGAUACGCUCCCGAGCGGCCACGUGGUCGAGCCAAACACCAAGAUAAUCAUUCCAUUCUACUCCACGGGGAGGAUGGCUUCGGUGUGGGGCUCCGACUGCUCGGUGUUCAAGCCGGAGCGGUGGAUUUCCCCCGCCGGAGGGAUCAAGCACCAGCCGUCUUUCAAGUUCCCGGCGUUCAAUGCCGGCCCCAGGAGCUGCAUCGGCCGGGAGAUGGCUCUCACGGUGGUGAAGAUGGUGGCCGCCACCGUGAUACUUCACUACCGGUAUGUGCUGACCGAACCCCAUCGGUCCGUUGAGAUUUCCGACUCCAUUCUUCUUGAAAUGAAGCACGACUUGAAGGUCGUGUUCACGCGCCGCCAGUGAUGGGCGGCGGGGUUAAACCCACAUUAUGUUUCUCUUUCUAUUUUUUGUUGAGAAAAAAGGUAAGAUUACUACUUUACCCUCUCAUCCCUUAGUAGUUAAUACUCCACAUGUUUCGUGAUCCCACCCAUCCCCAACCUCUUCUUCAUUGUACCAUCUUGUGAUAUUA